AUGCUAAAUGGAUCGCAAUGUCUUGCAGACCAGUUUCAUUGAUAGAAGACAGGGGGUUAGCAGAGGUUUUGCAAAUAGCCUCUUCAGACAUGACAUAUAACCCGCCAUCACGAAACACAAUUAUGUCAAAAAUCCAGCAGCUGUACGACACUGAAAAAAAAAACAAAAGGAGAUGUACUGGUGGGAGCAGAACAUAUCGCGCUGACAGGGGAUCACUGGACUUCAGUUAGCAAUCACAAUUACCUUGGUGUUACGGCACACAUCAUUGACUGUGAGUGGAACCUCCAGUCAUUUGCGUUAGCAAUGCUAAAAACGGAGACCAGGCAUUACGCCGAUGCCUGCGCCCAGCAGUUUUUGUCCGUGGCGCAGGCAUGGGGAGUUCAACAAAAGAUCACCACAGUCGGCACAGACAGCGCCCGAAACAUGAUCGCUGCGGCGAGAAAGCUUCCAUAUGAGCAUAUGCCUUGUGUUGCUCAUAUGUUACAGAGAAGCAUCACUGUUUGCCUCACAGACAGUGGGUUUUGUGACACAUUGGCAAAGUGUCGUAAGAUAGUGGGACAUUUUAAACAUAGCCCUGCCAAUACAGAGGAGCUCCACCAGCAGCAAAAUCAACUUGGGCAAGUGACCGAAAGUCUGAUUCAGGACGUUACCACAAGAUGGAACAUCACUCGCCAUGAUCUCUCGUCUCCUCGAGAACCAGGAGGCUAUCAAGGCUACACUGAGCAGACAGAAGCACAAGCUGACUAUGCUGACUACAUCUGAGUGGGACAAACUUCAGAGGCUGAAAACCAUCCUUGAACCAUGCAGAUAUGUGACUGAGCUCCUUGGAGGUGAGACUUAUGUUUCCUGCUCUGUGGUGUUGCCUGCUCUCUGCCACCUGUACCACACAAUGGAAGUUUCGGACGAGGACCCAGCCUAUAUUGGAAAAUUCAAGACUGCCUUUAAAAAGGACCUGUCUGAACGGCAAGCAAACCUCAACAAUGGAUGGCUCAACAUAGCUUCAGCAUUAGACCCCCGCUUCAAGGACUUGAAGUGUCUUAAAAAAGGAGAUAUAGAAGCAGUGUGGACCAGCCUUCAGUUACUGCUACAAAAUAAACCCAGUACGGCUACCCCAGGAACCUGUAGAAGAGCCACCGAAAAAGAGAAGCCUCCUUCUCUUUGCUUCAGACACAGACUCAGAUGAUGACAUGGUGGAACCAAGCAGGGCUCUGAACCAC
Molecule: messenger RNA, 1217 nt
Organism: Alosa sapidissima (American shad)
Lineage: Eukaryota; Metazoa; Chordata; Actinopteri; Clupeiformes; Clupeidae
Product: E3 SUMO-protein ligase ZBED1-like
Exons: 2
Coding region: 674-1183 (169 amino acids)
Source: RefSeq, a predicted model, not a curated record